Rhododendron vialii is the source of this 900-nucleotide messenger RNA. RefSeq lists its product as uncharacterized. Bases 538 to 900 code for a protein of 120 amino acids. NCBI's taxonomy places the organism in Eukaryota, Viridiplantae, Streptophyta, Magnoliopsida, Ericales, Ericaceae. The transcript is spliced from 2 exons. The record is from RefSeq and is a predicted model, not a curated record.
GAGGAGAAUAUUUUGUUGGAGAAAACGUGGUGUCUUGGAGAAAAGAGGGCUCAUGUGUCCUUAAAGUGUUCAUAUACUGCCGGAAUGAGAAGCACCUAACAUAGUGAGAGCUUAAAUUCAAAAUUGAAGCGGUACUUCAAAUUUGACCUUAACCUUGAACAAUUUUUUCUCAUUUCACUGGAAUUUUUGUGGACACGCUGUACAAUUAAAAAAAAGCUACAUAUGAUUCUAGGCAAAAGUUGCCUAGAGUAGAGUUCACUAGUAGUCCCAUGUUAAUCCAGAUUGCACAAGUGUGCACUCCUCCUGUGUUCGAAUUGCUCAAUGACCCCUUGCUUGUCAAGUACAAAGGGGCCAUGAAUUAGGAGGAGAAAUUAGGUUUGUGAUUGAGAAGUAUGGAUCGGGCAGAGCGUAUAUUGUGGUAUGUGAUGUGGAAAUCGACGAGUUAGGAGGCAAACCAAUCAACAAAUUUGCUGUAGUUGUCGAUCAUUCGAGAGCUUUGGAAUUUUAUGUAGGCAUGCAAUUAGAGCACUCCAACAAAUGAAUGUCAGGGAAAUUCCCCAGAGAUACAUAUUGGACCCAUGGAUGCUAGAUGCAAAGGUUUCUUCAUCGAUUGAGGGCAAAGUUAGAGGGGAUGAGAAGGAUCCUAAAAUGGUACACCUAGCAACUUUGUCAUCGGAGGAUGACGACGCAUAUGAGUUGGUGGAUACAGCUAUUGCUCAUUUGUUCUCUAAAGUUGAAGCCAAUGCGCUAGGCUGUAGCUCCGGCGCUUCUCCUGGUGGAGGCCCUAUUGACAUGGAACUGAGUUUGGGUGUUCCUAAUUUAGGGCGAGCUAAGGGCUUCAAAAAGAGACAGGGCACAUGCAUGAGAAGAGUGGGUGGAACAGGAAGACUACAGCCUUGA